CUAAAUACUCUUCUGUAUAUAAAGCCAUUCCAGGCAGUAAUCGCAAGAGAAAAGAAAGAGGAAAAAAAAACCUUACACGGUCUCCUCAUACCCGCAGCUUUCAGUCAUCAGAGCUAGAAUGGGAAAAGUUCAUCAGGGUGAUUACGAUGGAAAAGAAAAAAAGACCGCAGAGUUCAGUUUAGUGCGGGUCAAAGGGACAUGGAAGAGCAAACUGGGGAAGAAGGUCAAUAAGGCUGCAGUUGACUGUGUCUCAGCUGCAAAAAUCUAUGAAAGCAUCACAGAACAGGGCACCUCUUGGACCGUGGUCAGCCCCAUCACCUUUACCUACAAGGUGACCGAGACUUGUGGCUUGCUGGAUCCAAGCAACGACACCCUCCUGCUGGGCCACAUCACAGACCUGCAGCAACUAGAGGACAUUAAACAAUCUAACAAGCCAAUCAGGCGAUUCGUAGUGAUUGACCAGGAAGUCUACCAGAUCUACGGUCCCAAGCUAGCUGAAUACUUAGAGGCUAACGAUGUGGUCUACAAGAUCCUGGCCCUUCCAACCACCGAGGAGAACAAAUCCAUGGAAACAGCCCUGAAGAUCCUUGAUGAGAUCAACAACUUUGCCCUCGACCGCCGCACAGAGCCCAUCAUCGCCAUCGGUGGGGGAGUGUGUCUCGACAUUGUGGGACUGGCUGCUUCACUUUACCGGAGGCGCACCCCUUACAUCAGGGUCCCAACCACGCUUCUUUCCUACAUUGAUGCCAGUGUAGGGGCGAAGACCGGGGUUAACUUUGCAAACUGCAAGAACAAGCUGGGUACCUACAUUCCACCUGUUGCUGCCCUGCUCGACCUGUCAUUCAUACAAACUGUUCCUCGAAGACACAUCUCCAAUGGGCUAGCAGAGAUGCUAAAGAUGGCUUUGAUGAAGCACAGGGGCCUCUUCGAGCUUCUGGAGGAACAUGGCUGUAUGCUGUUAGACACUAAAUUCCAAGCAGACAACACUGUAUAUGGGCACAGCAGGUUAAAGGCGGCAUCACAGGCAACACGUAUAGCCAUCACUACCAUGCUGGAGGAGUUGGCCCCAAACCUCUGGGAGGACGACCUUAACAGACUUGUUGACUUUGGCCACCUUAUAAGUCCGGCAUUAGAGAUGAAAGUUCUUCCAUCUCUGCUGCACGGCGAGGCAGUGAACAUCGAUAUGUCUUACAUGGUAUACGUGUCCCAGGAGAGUGGUCUAUUGACAGAAGAAGAGAAGAAAAGGAUCAUCAGCUGCAUGGUGGGCCUGGAGCUCCCUGUCUGGCAUGAGGAGUUUACAAUGGAGCUGAUACAGAAAUCCCUUCAGGACAGGCUGAAACAUUCGGGGGGUCUGGUCCGAAUGCCUCUACCUGUUGGUCUUGGGGAAGCUGACAUUUUUAACAACACAUCAUACGACAUCCUGCACAGAGCUUACACGAAGUGGUGUGAAGAGCUGAGCGUUUCCUCUGACAGCACCUGCGACGUCUAGUCCUCCUUCAUCUGCCACAGUGCAAUUUUAAAAGAAUUCUGUUUAUAUUUAGCUAACUGCAUCUAGUAUAAGGGGUUGCAUGGUUCACAUGGAUGGGGAAAACUGUUGUAGUUACAGGCUGAACUAAAAAAUGCUCAUAUGGUAUUUUCAGGAGUACAGCCGCCGAGCCCAGGAAGGUGGCAGCUGUAUUUACACUGGCAGUAUUUCCAGAGAAAAGCUUGUGGUUGGAUAGAAAAGCCUGAUUUCUGGAAAAAAUCUGUCAGCUUGAGUUCUUAUGAUGAUUUCUCUGUGAAUGGUGGUUAAAACGGUGCUAAUACCAUCUUUAUUUUACAUGGUUGCCAAACAGAUUGAAUAUAUUUUUUAAUAGUUCAGAACCUGCUGAACUGGUUUUUAAUCAUGAAAAUGCAUCAGCAGCAAGCAGGUAGGUGAGACACGGCUCGCUUGCUGCAUGCUUCUUACUUACGACUGUCAAAUAUGCUGAGUGUACUCUAUUAAAGAUUUUUAUUGAU
Molecule: messenger RNA, 1998 nt
Organism: Melanotaenia boesemani (Boeseman's rainbowfish)
Lineage: Eukaryota; Metazoa; Chordata; Actinopteri; Atheriniformes; Melanotaeniidae
Gene: eevs
Product: 2-epi-5-epi-valiolone synthase
Exons: 5
Coding region: 119-1489 (456 amino acids)
Biological process (GO): antibiotic biosynthetic process
Molecular function (GO): 3-dehydroquinate synthase activity
Source: RefSeq, a predicted model, not a curated record